AUGAAGGAAUUGGCAGAUGGAACACCGAUCACCGUCAGCUGGGAUACCAAACGGAAUACGUCCCGCGCUGCCGUUGUCCGUCGGGAGCUCGCAAUCGAUACUGAAGACGAUAUAAGAACAAACCUAAGCACACAAGGUGUGACUGAAGUUAAACAUAUCAGCAGAAUGAGCGACGACAAAAAAACGAAAUUCAACACCGGAGUCGUGAUUCUCACGUUCUCCCAGCCUUCACCGCCAGAAAAACUGAAAAUUGGAUACCGCGUCUGCAGAACCGAAAAGUACUACCCCCGACCAACGCAAUGCUACCGGUGUUACGAGUAUCAGCACAUUAGUAAAUUUUGCAAAAAAGAAGAACGCUGCCGAACCUGCGGCGAAAAGGCACACCUGGAAAGUGAUGAAUGCUCGAAAGAAAUAAAGUGCAUAAACUGCGACGAUAAUCAUAUCUCGACCAGCAAGGCAUGCCCAAUUUUCAGGCAAGAGCAGCAAAUAAUCAAAAUAAAAACGGAUAAAAACAUCUCAUACACCGCAGCCCGGAAACAACUUAUCAACAACAACGAAAAACCAAGUUACGCAAAAGUUACAGGCGAUGUCCAAACCAUCGUCGAAAAUGCAAGAAAACAGUGGGAAAAGGAGCUGGAGGAGAAAAUGAGCUUUAUCUCGGAAAAAAUGAAAGUUAUUUCGGAACGAAUGGAAGCGCUCAACGAAAAAGAAGCAAAUAUUAAAAACUGGUAUAACUACCUCAAAGAUAAAGAAAAGAAUUUAAAGAUCACUGAAGAGAAAAUGCAAAAAGAUAUCGAAGAAAUGAAAACGCACUGUGACAAGCUAACAAACGAGCUGCAGAAAAAGGAUGAAUUAAUAGAAAAAUUAACAAAAAACAUUGAGCCGCAGACCCAGAAAACGAUCACAACUAAAGACAAACAUGGAAAAAAAAUUAAAUGUGACAAACCGAUCGAAUCAUCUCCCGACAGAGAAACCAGAGAAGGCACACCAAGAAGGAAAAGCAACCGAAUAAACAACAAAAACAACAACAAACAAAGAAAAACAGAUUCCUCAGACAUGGAAACAGAGGAAUUAAACGACGAUAACUGA
Armigeres subalbatus is the source of this 1089-nucleotide messenger RNA. RefSeq names its product probable ATP-dependent helicase PF08_0048. Bases 1 to 1089 code for a protein of 362 amino acids. NCBI's taxonomy places the organism in Eukaryota, Metazoa, Arthropoda, Insecta, Diptera, Culicidae. The transcript has a single exon. The record is from RefSeq and is a predicted model, not a curated record.